AGCAAACGCAAUUACAGCUUGUUGCCCAUUUUCCUAGUUUUUCUUUUUUUAUUGUACUCAGAAAAGCUGAAAGCAAGAAAAGCAACUUCCCAUUUUCCCCAUUUUUGGCCUUUUCAGACAACCAUCCAGUUCGAGCAUUAUUUGCGUUCUUCUCCUAUCUCUCUUUACCUCUCGGGAAUGGAGUCGUUUGUUUUCCUCUUCUAGCCCCACAAGUUUUGAGAAAGGAGGGAGCUUCCUUGAAGCUGAAGCUUGUGAGGUUGAAAUGGGCUUGAACAGACCUCAUAAACCCAGCAAUGGAGUCUCUACCAGAUGGGUUUCUAUCUUCUGCAUUGCCAGCUUCUUCUUGGGGGUUCUUGUUGUCAACAGGUUAUGGGCUAUUGAUCCAGUCAAAAUGGAUGAGGAAGCUUCAUCUGUGAAGGAACAUCAAUUAAAAAUGUCUCAUCCUGUAGUUAAUUGCGAAAAGAUGGAUACUCCUGUCCAGGCAGGGGACAUCCUUUCUCAAGUUGCACAAACUCAUGAUGUAAUCAUGACGCUAGACAAAACAAUCUCAUCGUUGGAAAUGCAGCUGGCUGCUGCAAGAGCUGUCAAAGCUGACAGUGAGGAAGGAUCUCCUAUGGUCUCAAAAUCUGGAACUGUGCAUUUGAAGCAGCGACCGAAAGUCUUUUUUGUUAUGGGUAUAAUUACAGCGUUCAGCACUAGAAAACGAAGGGAGUCAAUUAGAGAAACUUGGAUGCCCAAAGGAGAGGAGUUAAAGAAGUUGGAAACAGAGAAGGGUAUCAUCUUACGAUUUGUAAUAGGACACAGUGCAUCACCAGGUGGUGUUUUGGAUCGAGCUAUUGAUGCAGAAGAAGAGCAGCAUAAGGAUUUCCUACGGCUGAAUCAUAUUGAAGGAUAUCAUGAAUUGUCAUCGAAAACACAAAUAUACUUUUCAACUGCAGUUGCCAGGUGGGAUGCUGACUUCUACAUCAAAGUUGAUGAUGACAUACACGUGAAUCUUGGUAUGGUUGGCUCUACUUUGGCCCGCCAUAGAUCCAAACCCCGUGUUUAUAUCGGUUGUAUGAAAUCUGGACCAGUUCUGUCACAGAAAGGUGUCAAGUACCAUGAACCAGAAUAUUGGAAAUUUGGUGAGGAGGGAAACAAGUAUUUUAGGCAUGCAACUGGGCAAAUAUAUGCAAUUUCCAAAGAUUUGGCCACCUACCUUUCAGUAAAUCAGCGCAUACUUCAUAGAUAUGCAAAUGAAGAUGUCUCACUAGGAUCAUGGUUUAUUGGUCUUGAUGUUGAGCACAUUGACGAUCGAAGCCUCUGUUGUGGAACUCCGCCUGACUGCGAGUGGAAGGCUCAAGCAGGGAAUCCUUGCGCUGCAUCAUUUGAUUGGACGUGCAGUGGCAUUUGCAAGUCAGUGGAGAGGAUGGAGGAAGUACAUCAGCGGUGUGGGGAAGGUGAUGGAGCAAUCUGGCAUACAAGUUUCUGAAACUUUUCAAAUUCAAAUGUGGUUGUAACAUAGCUGUGUAUGUAUGAUAAAGGCUGUGGAUCAGACGAGCACCAUCUGCCCGAUUUUUGCCGUUUGAUGCCUCGGACAGUUGGUGCAUCAUGCAUGUUUAAUUAAAUUUAUUACUCACAUACAGAUUGCCAAGCGAGAACGAGAAAUAGUGAAAGAUCUUUUAGUUUA
Manihot esculenta (cassava) is the source of this 1669-nucleotide messenger RNA. RefSeq names its product beta-1,6-galactosyltransferase GALT31A. Gene Ontology annotation, cellular component: Golgi membrane. Gene Ontology annotation, molecular function: hexosyltransferase activity. The record is from RefSeq and is a predicted model, not a curated record. The transcript is spliced from 11 exons. Lineage: Eukaryota; Viridiplantae; Streptophyta; Magnoliopsida; Malpighiales; Euphorbiaceae. Bases 263 to 1471 code for a protein of 402 amino acids.